AUGGACGGUAAUUUCCAUCACCGUCAUCGACGUGCUGCUGGAGACUGUCCAAAUUUCUAUGACCCUACCUAUUUUCUCCCCAAAAGCUUUGUUGACGCAAUUGGGCACCAUAUCGACACUCAACGUAAGCGACCCGUGAAGUCUCACGUGCCCCUCAUCCCCAACAAAGCCGUUGACCAAUGCGAUGCUUACGAGGCUGCUGAUGGCAAAAAACAGAAAGCCGCUAUGGAUAGCUUUGAUGACACUGCAAUCAUGGCCCUUAUCUCAGAAGUAUUCAGUAGCUUUACUUCACCACUUCUUUCAUUUCUUCUGCCUGAAGCUACUGUCAUAGCCCUUUAUGAUAUUGGCUGUGUUUUGGCACGAACACUCUCCAAGUAUGACAUUCUUCCCAUAAGUAUCACCUCACACCUUCGAUUUGCAACCACUGCAAUGCACGCAUAUGGCCACAAGUGGGCUUGCCAGCUCAUAUAUAAUCCACAAAUAUGUGUGGGUCUUGGCUUAUCCGAUGGCGAAGGGACUGAACGCCUUUGGUCUUGCUUAGUUCAAUUGAUAGGUGUUGAGCACACUUCUAGUCGCCAACACUGUUUAUGGCUAAUCGAUCGGCAAGCAGUGGCUAUAGCUUCAGAGAUGCGAAUUGACCUUGGCGACUGGAUCAAACGACGCCUCAGACGGGGCAUCAAGGAGCAAGGUUCGGCAGCCCAAGACGCGCUAGAUCGAUGUGGGGUCCCCAUUGAAGAAUUGCAGUCCGAGUGGUUGCAGCAAAGGCAUUCUCAGUUAUCUAUCCGUGCUCAUGCGCCCGCCCGCCUCAAGAAGGAGUUGGACACUGUCCUAGCUCUCCAGGCAGAUCUGGACACCUCAGACAAAGCAUUGCAAACUGCCAGGACGAUGUUGGAGAAAGAUAUGGCUUCAGAUGAUACUCCAGAGGCUCUCGAAAGUCUAGAGAGGGGACACGAUCGCCUGAUGAACAAGGUCGAGGCUCUUUACUCUUCAUUGAACGUUCAUGACAGGUUCCCUGAGCUUCAUGGCAUCAAUCUCGAAUUUGUUCGCAUCCUUCUAAUGGCACGCGAUCUCAAAAUGAACGUUCAUAAACAUGCGAUUGCAAGUUUCUUUGAGUGGGAUAAACUUGAUCGAGCAGUAGGUGGCAUCCAGCAAGUGUUAGGCACCAAGCUGCAUCAACAGACAUGUAAAGCAAUUUCAAAGUGUCAGCCUGCACUAAUGACCGCUAUCAGGAGAUUCAACUCCUACUGCGAGCGGCUCAAUUCAUUGUAUGAUACAUCCUGGGGGAUUCCACUGCCCGCACCCCUUCCCACCAAACUUGCGGAACUAUGUUCUGACCCAGGACUGAUGGAGGAUGUAUGGAUUACGCCAUCUCUUGGAGAGGUUCCACGAUGGUUAGACGACACAUCCAUAAGAGAUGGUAUUCGUGCACUGCUCAAGCAUGACCGGUGUCGAGAGGAGCAGGUUCAGCUGGGUGUUGAGGUUGAUAACCUGUGCCGCUUCUUUGGAAAUGAGUUGGCGGCGCUUGAACUUGCCCUUUGGUCGCCGAAGAGUGAGCCUUUCGCAGUUCCAUUGCAGCAACGGCAUCCCAAUUUUAUCCGCCUUCAAACACGAUGGUCAAAUUGCUUAGCUUCUUCAGUACGGUUUACUAACAAAGUCAGCAAGGCAGUGGCCAUUGCGACCACCCUCUCGGGAGGCUCGCCAAACAUGAUGUUUCACUGGAUUAAUGCCAGCACGCUGGUAGUGCCUGAUUCUGUGGGUAGUGAUGAACUCCCUAUCGUUGAUCCUGACCAUUGCCCCCAAGUUGAUUCUGAACAAGCAGCACUUGCCAAUGUCCUGGAGGGUGAGAUGGGGGCAUUGGAGUUAGAUGACAAUGACUCAACAAAUUAUGGGUGCAAAGUUAAUGCCAUGAUUUGCUGGAACCUUCCUGAUAAUCUCCUUGUGGAUGACUUCUGCGUCCCAUCGCAAGAGCCAGACAUCCUUGACCCUGCUAAAAAUUUUGCACGAAUACGACCUUCACAUGAUGGAAUCCCUCGUCUACUUUUUGAGCCAAAAGACAUUGGUAUACUCAGUUCUCCUACUGCAUGCCUCAAUGAUAUAUGUAUCAACAAUUGCGCCAUUCUCCUGUGGUGCUCUCAGCUGAAUACUUCCACUACACAGUGCGCAAUGCUCUCUACUCAUGAUCUUCCCCACAUUCAUUAUAAUGCCCCAGACGAUAUCAUCUGGCGCCACACAUCGUGGAUUCGUUAUUGGGAAAAAGACAUCUGGGUACUUCCAAUUCAUCAUCCGUCAUGCAUUGGACACUGA
Messenger RNA from Suillus discolor, 2304 nucleotides. RefSeq lists its product as uncharacterized. The transcript has 8 exons. The record is from RefSeq and is a predicted model, not a curated record. NCBI's taxonomy places the organism in Eukaryota, Fungi, Basidiomycota, Agaricomycetes, Boletales, Suillaceae. Bases 1 to 2304 code for a protein of 767 amino acids.